AACGAAGUAACCGUCACUUUCAGAGUUCAUCAAAAGGGAAUUUGAUCAAAUUCUCGCGUAGCUGCAAACAAAUUCCCUUUUCUAAUACGCUUCUUUCUCUGGGCGAUCGGAGAUUCAAGUCCCAGUGUUUCCCCAUAAUCAAUCGGUGCUGGGAGCUUGAAUGCAUUGACAGUUUCAGUUUCAGAGGCUUUGGGCAUGGAAAAUUGCUGCCUUUCUUGUGCCUGUUAGUUUUGAGCCUGGUUGUUUGCUGAGGAAAUGCAAGAAAAAUGAGGACUGACGUGAAUUCUGAAUCGCAUAGCUAGACGAUCCGUAGUGAUUUUGAAGAAAUUCGACGGAGAGGAAGAAGAAGCCUGCGUACAAUUUUAUUGUAGCUGAACCUUGCACGGCCUGUUUGGUUUGGUUUGAUGCGUUUUCUGGGACAACCAAUAACUUCUGAUGCUUCUUAAUUUUACAGUGUUGGUUUGUCUCACGUCCCAAUGGAAGAUUCAUAACUUAAUUCUUGGACAGGCAAAACCAAAUGGGUGAUGGAGCCAGUACAGCAGAAACUUCUGUUGCAAGGGAAUUGGUUUCAUGUGAAUCAGAAAGAAAUCAAGGACCAUAUGAAGGAAUGGUAUUUGACUCUGAAGAAGCUGCAAGAAUAUUCUAUGAAGAAUAUGCCACACGGGAGGGAUUUGUGACCCGUGUUUUGUCUUCCCGAAAGUCAGAGCGUGAUGGUUCAAUUAUUUCCCGUGGCCUUGGAUGUAGAGAAGGUCCCCCUAAUGGAAAUUCCGAUCAAGUUGCAAUUCAGAAACGUAAUAGACGGCGAGAUGGUUGUACAGCAAUGAUUCUAGUGAAGAGAGAAAAGCCGGGGAGGUGGGUUGUUAAGAAGUUUGUGAGGGACCACAAUCAUCCUCUGGUUGUGUCAUUGCCAAAGAGACGCCGAGCUCCUGACGAGAAAGAUAGAAAAAUUCAGGAAUUGACUGCAGAAUUGCGAGUAAAGAAACGACUAAGUGCAGCAUACAGGGACCAGCUACUUUCUCUUACUAAAGAUGUUGAAGAGCACAAUGAACAUCUGUCAGUGAAAGUCCAAGUUGUGGUCAGAAACCUUAAAGAACUGGAAGCUAAAUGGCAGGAGCUUUUACAGCAUAGGUAGCCCUAACAUGUAGAGUGAUGCUCAAACUUUAUUUUGCCCUCCUGAAAACUAAAAAGCAAGCUUGCAGUGCCAGAUCAGUAUCCUAUUUCGCUAGGGUUUUAUGACAUCAAAGCAUAGGACAGCAAGGUUGGUGCUUUAAAAUGGUUUUAAUAAAGAAAAAAAAAAAACAGAGAUGACUGGUAGGAUCUUGAGCAUUAAUGUAGGGGAUACCUUUCUUUCUUUCUUUCUUUUUUUUUUUUUUUUGCUUCAGGUUUAUAGCUAUUGUUCAGAACCUGCAUAAUACUAUAGUGUACAAAAAUUAAGAUCAAUGCCAUUCAGGUUGCUGGUGCUGUA
Diospyros lotus (date-plum) is the source of this 1465-nucleotide messenger RNA. RefSeq names its product protein FAR1-RELATED SEQUENCE 2-like. Lineage: Eukaryota; Viridiplantae; Streptophyta; Magnoliopsida; Ericales; Ebenaceae. The record is from RefSeq and is a predicted model, not a curated record. The coding region runs from base 518 to 1132 and encodes 204 amino acids. The transcript is spliced from 5 exons.